Messenger RNA from Sesamum indicum (sesame), 1235 nucleotides. Its product is annotated as homeobox-leucine zipper protein HAT22. The record is from RefSeq and is a predicted model, not a curated record. Gene Ontology annotation, molecular function: sequence-specific DNA binding; DNA-binding transcription factor activity, RNA polymerase II-specific. Gene Ontology annotation, biological process: regulation of DNA-templated transcription. Lineage: Eukaryota; Viridiplantae; Streptophyta; Magnoliopsida; Lamiales; Pedaliaceae.
CCCACCCAUCCCUCUCCUCUCCGCUUACAAAAGUCUCCUCUCAUUCUCUGCUGCUCCUCAUUUUCCCUCAGAACAAACCUCCCUCCCUAUACUUGCUCUCAAACAACCUCCCUUUGGGCGAAAAGCUCCCUGAAUUUUCAGAAAAAGAUUAGAUGGGUAUUGAUGAUUUCUGCCAAACGGGCCUGGUUUUAGGGUUGGGGCUUUCAUCGCCGUCGUCUUCGGCGGCGGCCGGUGAUCAGAAGUCCAAGAAGCCGGCGGCAGCCCGGAAAACGACUGAGCCCUCACUGACUCUGAGCCUCUCCGGGGAAACCUUUGAUCAGGUUCGUCCUGUGAGGAAGGUGGAUUUUGAUUAUAAUAAGGUUAGUUGUACUGACCGGCAGUCCGCUGAUUUGUACGGUCAGGACAGUGGCGCCUCGUCUUUCUCCAACGUUAGUGUGAAGAGGGAGAGAGAGACUGGCGGUGAAGAGGUGGAGAUAGAGAGGGUUUCGUCGCGGGCUAGCGAUGAAGAUGAUGAUGGAUCCAACGGUAGGAAGAAACUUAGGCUCACUAAAGCGCAGUCUGCUCUUUUGGAGGAGAGCUUCAAGCACCACAGCACUCUCAAUCCUAAACAAAAGCAAGAAUUGGCAAGAGAGUUGAAGCUUAGGCCCCGACAGGUUGAAGUUUGGUUCCAGAACAGAAGGGCCAGAACCAAGCUGAAGCAAACAGAAGUGGACUGUGAGUUCUUGAAGAAAUGCUGCGAAACCCUGACGGACGAGAACCGGCGGCUGCAGAAGGAGUUGCAGGAGCUAAAGGCGCUGAAACUAGCGCAGACGCCGCUCUACAUGCAGCUGCCGGCGGCCACCCUUACCAUGUGCCCAUCCUGUGAGAGGAUCGGGGCUGAGAACGCCGCCAAGAGCACCUUCAAUAUGGCGCCGAAGCCGCACUUCUACAGUCCCUUCACCAACCCAUCAGCGGCUUGUUGAAUCGGCUUUAAUUCUACUUAGAAAACUAAUAUAUAUAUAUAUAUAUAUAUAUAUAUGGAGGCAUGCAUCAUCAUCCCACAACCCUGAUUUUUGAUUCGGUUAAGGGCCUGUAGUAAAAAAAAAAGGAUAAGUGCAGCUAAUUUAGAGAAAGUAGGUAUUAUUUACUAAUCAUGAUCUUUAUUUUUGGGUUUUUAUUUUUAUUUUUUUAUGUGAAAUGAAUGUAAAUCAUUAAUUAUGAAUUAUAUAUAUAUAGUGAGGAAAUUAUAUAUUGUU